Suillus bovinus is the source of this 342-nucleotide messenger RNA. RefSeq lists its product as uncharacterized. The record is from RefSeq and is a predicted model, not a curated record. Lineage: Eukaryota; Fungi; Basidiomycota; Agaricomycetes; Boletales; Suillaceae. The transcript has a single exon. Bases 1 to 342 code for a protein of 113 amino acids.
AUGUGGGAGCACAUUCAAUCAUAUUGUCUAAGUCAACCUGUUACUACUAGUGGCAAAGAUGCUGCUGCUACUGUCUCUAUGCCUGAGGAUACUGUCAAUGACAAAGAGGAACCAGGGGAUGAUGCUUCAUUGGAGCUUCUUCUGCAGUUUUUAGUGUCAGGAAAGAAGUGUGCACCUGAUUGGUACAGAAUUGAUGCAGAUAGGUCACUGAUUGUUUAUACUGCCACUGAUUGUUUUAAGGAAGUUUCUACCAGUGUUCCUAAUGGUGAACCCAUUCAAUUAAGAAGGGGCAAGCACAUAUGUGUCACAAACAAACAAUAUGGUGCAUUUGAGGAGCAUUAG